UCAGUAGGUUGUGUGAAUAAUUUGGCUGUGAAGAUGAAGGUGAUAGACAAGAUCCGGAGCGAAAGCGGCGUGAUGUUCUCGUUCGAGUUCUUUCCCCCGAAGACGGAGGAUGGAGUGGACAAUCUGUUCGAUCGCAUUGAGCGGAUGGUUGCCUACAGCCCGGCCUUCUGCGACAUCACGUGGGGCGCCGGAGGAACCACCGCCGAUCUCUCCCUUGAGAUCGCCAACCGCAUGCAGAACAUGGUCUGCGUCGAGACCAUGAUGCACCUCACCUGCACCAACAUGCCCCUCAGCAGCAUCGACCACGCCCUCUCCACCAUCAACUCCAAUGGCAUCCACAACGUCCUCGCCCUCCGCGGUGACCCUCCUCACGGCCAGGACAAGUUUGUCCAGGUCCAAGGCGGCUUCGCCUCCGCCCUCGACCUCGUCAAGCAUAUCCGUGCCAAGUAUGGGGAUUACUUUGGCAUUUGUGUUGCUGGCUAUCCAGAGGGCCAUCCUGAGGUAAUUCAGGAGAAUGGACUUGUUACAGCAGAGGCAUACCAGAAUGAACUUGUUUAUCUCAAGCAAAAGAUUGAUGCUGGAGGUGAAGUCAUCAUAACCCAGCUCUUCUAUGACACUGACAUCUUCCUCAAGUUCGUGACUGACUGUCGCCAGAUUGGAAUAACGUGUCCUAUUAUACCGGGGAUCAUGCCCAUUAACUCGUACAAGGCCUUCAUCCGCAUGACCGGCUUCUGCAAAACUAAGAUUCCCCCUGAGGUUAUGGCUGCAUUGGAACCGAUCAAGGACAAUGACGAAGCUGUCAAGGCAUAUGGUGUUCAGCUUGCAACUGAUAUGUGCAGAAAGAUUUUGGCUACUGGGAUGAGAGCUAUACAUCUUUACACCUUAAACAUGGAGAAAUCUGCUUUGGCAAUACUGACGAAUCUUGGCCUGGUUGAGGAGUCCAAAUUUCCGAGAUCCUUGCCUUGGAGACGUCCAACAAAUGUUUUUCGUGCAACAGAAAGUGUUCGUCCUAUUUUCUGGGCUAAUCGUCCAAAAAGCUACAUCGGAAGGUCAAUUUCCUGGGACCGCUACCCAAAUGGUCGAUGGGGAGAUUUCCAAACUCCAUCUUUUGCACCACUGACUGAUUAUCAGUUCUUGCGACCACGAUCUCAUGAGAAGAGAUUUCUAGAAGAAUGGGUUGUUCCUUUGAAAAAUCUUGAAGAUAUUUACGAGAAAUUUGCAAAGUUCUGCCUUGGGAAAACCAGAAGUAGUCCGUGGUCAGAACUAGAUGGACUUCAGCCGGAGACCAAGAUCAUCAACGAACAGCUUGGUAAUAUUAACAUGAAAGGCUUUCUCACUAUCAACAGCCAACCAGCUGUUAAUGGAGCAAAGUCUGAAACAUCAUAUGUUGGAUGGGGAGAGGCAGGUGGAUAUGUGUAUCAGAAAGCAUACCUAGAGUUUUUCUGUUCUCCGGCAAGCUUGACUGCGCUGAUCAAUAAAUGCAAAGCCUUCUCCUGCCUCAGCUACAUGGCGGUUAACAGAGAAGGUGUCUGGAUUUCAAAUAUGAAAAACACAGAUGUGAAUGCAGUCACAUGGGGAGUUUUCCCUACAAAGGAGAUUGUGCAACCCACCAUUGUCGAUCCUCUAACCUUUAUGGUGUGGAAGGAUGAAGCCUUUGAGUUGUGGUCGAGAGGGUGGGCCAAUCUCUACCCAGAAUCUGAUCCCUCUAGAAAACUACUUGAAGAGGUGAAGAACAGUCACUACUUGGUCAGCUUGGUUGAUAAUGACUAUGUCCAUGGAGGCUUAUUUGCUCUCUUUAGAGAUACUUGAAACAAUUACUCAUUGGU
This is a messenger RNA of Salvia splendens (bonfire salvia), 1826 nucleotides long. RefSeq names its product methylenetetrahydrofolate reductase 2. The coding region runs from base 34 to 1809 and encodes 591 amino acids. The transcript has 11 exons. The record is from RefSeq and is a predicted model, not a curated record. Gene Ontology annotation, cellular component: cytosol. Gene Ontology annotation, molecular function: methylenetetrahydrofolate reductase [NAD(P)H] activity; FAD binding. Gene Ontology annotation, biological process: tetrahydrofolate interconversion. Lineage: Eukaryota; Viridiplantae; Streptophyta; Magnoliopsida; Lamiales; Lamiaceae.